Molecule: messenger RNA, 2041 nt
Organism: Nerophis lumbriciformis (worm pipefish)
Lineage: Eukaryota; Metazoa; Chordata; Actinopteri; Syngnathiformes; Syngnathidae
Gene: noxo1a
Product: NADPH oxidase organizer 1a
Biological process (GO): superoxide anion generation
Cellular component (GO): cytoplasm
Molecular function (GO): protein binding; superoxide-generating NADPH oxidase activator activity; phosphatidylinositol binding
Source: RefSeq, a predicted model, not a curated record
CCACCUUGCAGAGCAUCAAGGGCAUUAGAGCAUAACAACAGACCGGCUGCGUUAUUACAUGUGCUGCUUUUGGGACAUCUUUUUGGGUUUGCCAUGGAGCCACAGAGGUUCCCCGUCAGAAUCCGCGUACUGGGAGUGAUGCAGAAGGAUAAGAAAAACAUGUACAUGGUCUCCGUGCUUUGGUCGGACGACGACGACAUCCAGAUUUACAGGACCAUCGAGGACUUCAAGAAGAUGCAUAAGCAGCUCAAGAAAGCGUUUCCGGCCACCAAAAAAAACGAGAGAAGCGUGCCCAAGUUUCAAGUCACAAAGAAGGCGAAAUCGAACCAGAAGAACAGCCCCGCCAAAGCCCUCAAUUACCUGCAGCCCUUGCAGACGUACUGCGAUAAACUGCUGAGCUCCGACGUGCAGGUCAACCAGUCGGUUCACCUCAUCCAGUUCCUCCACCCCAAAGACGCGGAAGUGAAGCCCGAGUACUCCAAGAACGGCGUCGUCAUCAUGCCCCCCGAAGGCGAAGUCUCUCGACCCGAAGUCCAGAGCCCCGGUGGCGGCACUGUGACUCGGCCGCAAACGGCCGAGACGUACAGGUGCUUGUCCCCCUACGAGACCAAGGACACCAAGAACAAGCCGUUCAAGGUGGCGCUGAAUGAGAAAGUGGACGUGGUCAUCAAAGACAAAGCGGGGUGGUGGCUUGUGGAGAAUGAAUACAAGGCCUUGGCUUGGUUUCCCGCGCCGUACCUGGAGAGGCUGGACGACGAUGAACCAGAAGAGGAUUGUAUCGACGGACUUCCUCAAAAAGGACUUUUGUACACCGUCACCAAGAGCUACGAAGCCACCAAAGAUGACGAGAUAACGGUGAGCCUUGGUGCAGUGGUCGAGGUCCUGCAGAAGUCUGAAACUGGCUGGUGGCUCAUCAGAUACAAAGCCAAGGCCGGCUACAUCCCUACCAUGUAUCUGAAAGCUCCGAAAAACCGUACUUCGCAAGUGCGAAGCUCCAGUCAAGAGUCCACCAGUCCCACCAGUCCCUACCUCCUGUCCCCCAAAAGCCUGGCCGUACAGUCGCAGCAGUUGAGCCGCUCCCAAGAGAACAUUUUGCAGCCGUUCCCCCCUGCCAGGUCCCCAUCACCCAAGACCCUCCAACCAGCGAGCAAGAACUUGUCCAAAUCGGUUGAGGUCCUAACUAAACCUCAACCAGCCUUGCCGGUUCAAACUGUCACCAAGCGGGUCAUCGCCCCGCCUCCCCCCAUAAAACGCAUCCCUACGCCCAUCAUCAAGGUGGAGAGCAAGGUGGACGACGAUCAGCGCCUGAGCCCCGAGGAGGACAGCGACAGAGAGUUCACAAGCGACAGCGACUUCAGCAGCGACGAAUUCAGCUCCUCCUCGGCCAGCACGGUCAUGAACCUGAGUAUGAGCUGCGACGACUACACCCUGAGGCACAGCCGCACCCCUCCGCCCCCGUCCAGGUACAGCCUAAGCCCAGACGGCAGCCUAGAGGGCAGACUAACGCCCAGCGUCUCGGAAUCAAACCUCUUUAAGAGCGCCAACGGGGUUCCGAAGGUGCCGCCCAGGCCUAAUCACAAGGAGAUCCUAAGCCGCUGCACCACCGUCACGCGCAAGAACGCAAACAGGGCUGCGAGCCCAUCACCCACAUCCAUAGAAAGUCGGUAGACCGCAGAGUCAGCAACAGUUCCAUGUCCAUUUACUUGUUUUGUAGAUUAUUGUUAUUGUAGAUGAUCACUAUCACUAUUCCAGUCUCUUCUGACACUAUUUUCCAUACUGGAAAAUGUUUUUUUGUUGUGCCUUAUAUGCAUAAAUAAGACAUGUCAUUAUUGAUAUUGCAGACAUUAUUGUAACAAGAAACUUCAGCUCGAAAUUUUGGUUUAUGAAAGAAAUAUAAAUAUAAAUAUAAAACUUCAUGACGACAUUUUUCAAAUUAAUAAAGAGUAAUAGAAUAGUAUGAUAGUUAUAUGUUACUUGUUUUGAACAUGUUAUCGUUAUCACAAAUAAAAAGAUAUACUGUACACAGAAAUUAUUUUUGAUU